AUGGCCGUGCUGCUGGUCGUCUGGGCCCUACUGCCCGUCCUGGCCACGGCCUUCUCAUGGCAUGCCCUCUGGUACGAGCUGGGCUUCCUGGGCGCCCAUCCGACCCUGAAAUACGAGUCCUUCGACCAGGAGUCCCCCGAGGUCAAUGUUAUGCGAUGGGAUCCGCGAUGCGAGGAGGGCUACGUCUUUCUGAGCCCUCGCGGCCACUCCUACCCCGAGCCCGGCCCGUUGGUCUACGAGAACCGCGGGGAUCUGGUCUGGAUUGAGCGCGACUUCGGCGAGAUCAUGGAUCUCAAGGUGCAGCGCUACCGCGGCCAGGAUUAUCUCACCUUCUGGGCCGGCGACGACGAUGGCACGCGAGGGACCGGCCAGUACUACAUGCUGAACUCCUCCUACGAUGUCGUCCACAUUGUCUCCGCCGCCAACGGCCUGAUGGGCGACGUGCACGAAUUCAAGAUCACCGACGAGGGCACCGCGCUCAUGACCAUCUACGACAUCUGCCAGGCUGACCUCACCUCCGUCGAUGGCCCGGAAGACGGCUGGAUCUACGACGGGCUAUUCCAGGAGAUCGACAUCGAGACGGGGGAGCUGAUAUUUGAGUGGCGGGCCAGCGAUUACUACGACAUCGACGAAUCGUACUUCCCGCUGGGCGUGAAGGGCUUCUCGCCGUCCGCCGCGGACGCCUACGACUACUUCCACAUCAACAGCAUCGACAAGCACGCCAACGGAAACUACCUCGUUUCGUCCCGCUACAUGCACACGGUCACCUGCAUCAGCCCGUCGGGCGAGAUCCUGUGGGUUCUGGGCGGGAAACGCAACACGUUCAAAGACAUCUCGCCCGGGAAACUGGCGACGGGGAUCUCCUGGCAGCACGACGCGCGCUGGCAGUCCGACACGGUGAUCAGCCUGCUGGACAACGGGGCGCACGAGCACCUGAACACGCGCGACCACUCGCGCGGGUUCAUGAUCGAGCUGAACUUCGACGACUGGACCGCCGACACGCUGCACAUCUACGACAGCCCAGGCUCCUUCAGCAGCCACUCCCAGGGCAACCUGCAGGUGCUUCCGCGGACGGGGAACGUGUUCAUCGGAUGGGGCAAGCCCUCCGCCUUCACCGAGUUCUCCGAGGACGGCGAAGUGCUCUGCGACUUCCACUGGGGGCCGCGCCUCUACUUCUGGCUGGGGUGGAUCAAGUCGUAUCGCGCGCAGAAGUUCCACUGGGUCGGGCGGCCGCGCGUGCCGCCCGACGUGGUGAUGGACGAGGACGGUCACGCCGCGUUCGUGAGCUGGAACGGGGCCACGGACGUGGCGGGCUGGGUGCUGCAGCGCGCAAGCAACUCCAGCGCGACGGAGGCAGACGCGGACUUCACGAGCAUCCUGUACCAGCCGAAGGAGGGGUUCGAGACGCAGGUCGACCUGCAGGGCGAGGGCCACUUCCGUCUGGUGGCGGUGGAUUUCGAGGGCAACGCGAUGGGCGUGACACGGGUGUUUGAGAGCAUCUGGCAAUGGUGCCUCGACGUUCUUCGUGUUCUCCGAACGGGCGUUCCAGUGGAUGCUCGUGGGGACGUUCACGGCGGGGGCGGUGGUGGUGGCUGCGUGAAGGUCCCUCAAACCCAAACCCCCGCCAAAACCACCCCCAUAACCCCAGAAAUGCCCAUACCCAUGCCCAUGCCCAUCCCCAAAGGCCCAUUCACCGCCGCCCCCCCGGAAGACUGCACCGUCGCAGCGGACGUGCGACUCGCGCUGGCGGUGGUCUUCGUCGCCGGCACCGUCGUCUUCGCCGUGGCCGACGUCGACGACGUCACCGUCGAGUACAGCGAGUAUGCCUCCGCCGCGUUGCAGUAUUGGAUCGAUUGGUCGGAGGCGGUGCUGUGCGCGGGGUCGGUGGGGCAGUCGUUGUAG
Messenger RNA from Aspergillus heteromorphus CBS 117.55, 1902 nucleotides. RefSeq names its product arylsulfotransferase family protein. Lineage: Eukaryota; Fungi; Ascomycota; Eurotiomycetes; Eurotiales; Aspergillaceae. Bases 1 to 1902 code for a protein of 633 amino acids. The transcript is spliced from 4 exons. The record is from RefSeq and is a predicted model, not a curated record.